This is a messenger RNA of Penaeus vannamei (Pacific white shrimp), 1416 nucleotides long. The record is from RefSeq and is a predicted model, not a curated record. Lineage: Eukaryota; Metazoa; Arthropoda; Malacostraca; Decapoda; Penaeidae.
AUGGCCAACCGGCGCUCAGUUCUACCAUCCGAGGCAGCCAAUCAAAAAAUGUGGCUCUCGAGUGGCUUCAAUGAGUACUACAACGAAUACAACUACCAGGAGUACUACUAUGACCAGGAAGCCGAAACGGACCCUCCCGUAUUCUUAGCCGAGCCGAGGACCUUCACGGUGGAGGUCGGCCAGACGGUGGUGAUCCCUUGUGACGUCGAGAAUAACGGCAACAACAAGCUGAUCAUCAAGAAAGUGCCAUUCAACGGCGGCAACGAGAAGCUGCUGGCGGUCGGCGAAGAGAAGGUGACGCCCGACCGGCGCGUGUCGGUGGAGCGCUCCCGCCUCACCAUCUCGCACGCACGCCCUCGCGACGCCGGAGUGUUCAUCUGCCAGUUCGACCUGGAGCCGCCCCUGCAGCUGCGCCACAGACUGGACGUGCAGUUCGCGCCCUCCGUCAGGUCGCUGGUGCCCCCGGAGCAGCACGUGGCCAAGGGGAAGAGCGUGACCCUGGAGUGCAAGGCGCAGGGCAACCCCGAGCCCGUCAUCCGCUGGUCCCGGCAGGAGGGUCCGCUGCCCUCGGGCUGCAGAGCAGGGCAGAGUCUGACCCUGGCGGAGGUGGACCGGCACGUGGAGGGCACGUACCUCUGCACGGCUGACAACGGCAUCGGCCAGCCCGCCUCCGCCGCCAUGACCGUCACCGUCGAAUACCCGCCGGAGAUCACCACCGAAAAGGCCAUUGUGCGGACGGGCGAGGGCGACCAGGUGGAGCUCGUGUGCGUCGUCCACGGGCGCCCAGCUCCUGACGUGACGUGGACGCGAGACGGCCACCCUCUGCCGGAAAACCAGAUGGACACCCAGCUCUACUUGCCCAAGAACGGCGCCCAUUACGUCCCGCCCACGCCCCACGACCCGCGGGAGGUGCAUCUGAGCCAGAUCCGCACCGCCCACCGCCACACCCUCACCAUCAAGCACGUGACGGAGAAGGACUUCGGGGCGUACGUCUGCAUCGCCAAGAACGCCCACGGCCAGAAGGACGCUGUUAUCCAGAUGACAGCCCUCCCCAACACACCCCACAUCACCAGCAGCCCGAAUGGCGGAGAAAGCGACAUGUACACACUCACCUGGGAGGCCGAGAGUUACUACCCUGUGACAGAAUUCAUGAUCAAAUACCGCAAGAAUCACAUGGGUGGAUGGCAUGAGAACCGGACGGUGGUCCUUCGCGGAGGUGACUGGCAGAGUGUCACACACUCGCUGGAAUCUGAAGAAAGGAAUUUGGAUAACUUGCACACUAUGGCCUUCACCCUCAAGGAUCUAGAGAUCGCGACCGACUACGUGGCCGUCGUCAGGGUGAGAAAUAAGUACGGUUGGUCGGCCGAGUCCCCGAACUUCAACUUCUCCACCAAGAAAGAACUGUACCUCUUCUAG